Messenger RNA from Knipowitschia caucasica, 4179 nucleotides. NCBI's taxonomy places the organism in Eukaryota, Metazoa, Chordata, Actinopteri, Gobiiformes, Gobiidae. The record is from the annotation of a GenBank genome assembly.
AUGGAAUCUACAGACUGGGACCUUUUCAGAGCUGCCACAGACAGUUUGGAUGAAUACACGGACACUGUGUGUGGGUGUUUGGUGGUGGGGGGUUGGGUGGGGGUGGUGUGUGGGGGGGGGGGGGUGUGUGGGUGGUGUGGUGGGGGGUGUGGGGGGGUGGGGGUUGAUGAUUGGGGGGGUUUUGGGGUGGGGGGGGGUUUGGGGGGGUUGGGGUGUUGUGGUUGUGGGGGUGGUGUUGGGGGUGGUGGGGGGGGUGGGGGGGGUGUUUGGGGGGGGGGGGGGUUGGUGGUGGUGGGGUUGGGGGGGUUGGGGUGGGGGGGGGGGGGUGGGGUGGUGGGGGGGGUGGGGGGUUGGGGGGGGGUUGUGGGUGGGGUGUGUGGGUGGGGGGUGGUGUGGUGGGUGUGGGGGGUGGGGGUGUUGGGUGUGGUGGGGUUGGUUUUGGGGGUGUGUGUGGGUGUGGGUGUUUGUGUUUGGGGUGGGGGGGGGGGGGGGGUUGGUGGUGGUUGGGUGGGUUUGGGGGUUGGGUGUGUGGUUGGUGUGUUUGGGUUUGGUGUUGUUUGGGGGGUGGGGUGGGGGGGGUGGGUUGUGGGGGGGGUUUUUUGGGGUUGGGUUUGUGGGGUGUGUGGUGGGGGGGGGGGGGGGGGGGGGGGGGGGUGGGGUGGUGGUGGGUGUGGUGGGGGGGGGGGGGGGGGGGGGGUGGGGGGGUGGGGGGGGGUGGGGGUUGGGGGGUUUUUGGGGAGGGUGGGUUGGGUGUGGUUGGGGGUGGGGUGGGGGGUUGGGGGGGUUGGGGGUGGGGGGGGGGGGUGUGUUGGGGGUGGUGUUGGGGGUGUUUUGGGGGGGUUGUGGGUGGGGGGUGUGGGGGUUGGGUGGGGGUUUUGGGGUUGGGUGGGGGGGGGGGGUUGGGGGGGUGGGGGGGGUUGUUUGGGGGGGUUGUGGGUGUGUGGUGGGGGGGGGGGGGGGUGGUUUUUGGGGUGUUGGUUUUGUUGUUGGUGGUGGUGUGGGUGGGGUGUGGGUGGGGGUUUGGGUUUGGGUGUGGUGGGGGUUGUGGUGGUGUGGGGGGGGGGGGGGUGGGGGGUGGGGUGGGGGUUUUGGGUGGGUGGGGUGGGGUUUGGGGGGGGGGGGGGGGGUGUGGUUGGUGUGGUGGUUGUGGGGUGUUUGGUGGGUGGGUGGGGGUUGGUGGGGGGGGGUGGUGGGGGGGGUGGUGGUUGUUGGUUGGGGGUUGGGGGUGGUUGUGUGGGGGGGUUGGGGUUGGUGUGUUUGUUUGUGGGGGUUGGGUGGUUGGGGUGUUGUGUUGGUGUGGGUGGUGUUUGGGGGGGGGGGGGGUUUGUGGGGGGUGGGUGGGUUUGGUUGGUGGGGGUGUGUGGGUGUUGGGGGGUGGGGGGUGGGGGGGGGGUGUGUGUGGUGGUGGUGGUUGGGGGGGGGGGGGGGUGGGGGGGGUUUGUGGGGGGGGUGGUGUGGGGUUUGUUGUGGGGGGGGGGGGGGGGGGUGGUUGUGUGGGGUGGUUGGGUUUUGUUUGUUUGGGGUGGGUGGUGUGUGGGGGGGUGGGGUGGGGUGUUUGGUUGGGUGUGUGGGGUGUGGGGUGGUGUGGGGGUGGUUGGGUUGUGGGUGGUUGUGUGUGGGUGUUGGGGGGUGGGGGGGUGGGUGUGGGGGGUUGGGGGGGUGGGGGGGGGUUGUGUUGUUGGGGGUGUGUUGGUGGGGGGGUGUGGGUGGGGGGUUGGGGGUGGGUGGGGGUUGUUGGUGGGUGGGGGGGUGGGUGGUGUGUGUGGUGUUGGGUGUGUUGGUUUUUUGUGUGGGGGGGUGUGGUUGGUGGGGGGGGGUGGUUGUGUGUGGUUGGGGUGGUGUGUUGGGGGGGGGGGGUUUGUGGGGGGUGGGUGGUGUUGGUUGGUGGGGGGGGGUGUGUGUGUUGGGGGGGGGGUGGGGGGUGGGGGGGGGGUUGGGGUUUGGGGGUGGUGUUGUGUGGUUGUUGUUGGGGGUUGGGGGUGGGUGUGGGUUUUUGGGUGGGUUUUGGGUGGGUGGGGUGGUGGGGGUGGUGGGGUGUGGUGGGUGGGGGGUGGGGUGGUGGGGGGUGGUGGGGGUGGUGGGGGUUGUGUGGGUGGUGGUGGGGGGGUUUGGGGGGUUGGUGGGGGUGUUUUUGUGGUGGGGGGGGGGGGGGGGGGGGGGGGGGGGGUUGGUGGGGGGUGGGUUGGUGGUGUGGGGUUUUGUGGGGGGGGGGUUGGGGUGUGGUGGGGGGGGGGGGGGGGGGUGGGGGGGGGUUGGGGGUGGGGGUGUUGGGGUGGGUUGGUGGUGGGUGGGGGGGGGGGGGUGGUUGGGUGGUGUGUGGUUGUUGUUUUUUGUUUGGGGGGGGGGGGGGGGGGGGGGGGGGGGGGGGGGGGUGUGGUGUUGGGGGGGUUGUGUGUGUGUGGUGGGGUGUGUGGGGGGUUUGUGGGUGGGGUGGGGGGGGGGGGGGGGGGGGUGGGGUUGUUGGGGUGGUGGGUGGGUUGGGGGGGGGGGGUGGGGGGGGGGUGGGGUUGUGUGUGGGGUGGGGGGUUGUGGGGGUGGGGGUGGGGGUGGUGUUUUGGGUGGGGGGGGGGGGUGGGGGGGGGGGGGGGUUGGUUGUGUGUGGGUGGGGGGGUGUGUGUUUGGUGUUUUGGUGGGUGGGUUGGGGGGGUGGGGGGUGUGGUUGGGGGGUUUGGUUUGUUUGUGGGGGGGGGGGGGGGGGGUUGGUGGUGGUGUGUUUUGUUUGGGUGGGGGGUGGUGUUGGGGUUGUUUGUGGGGGGGUGGUUUGUGUUGUUGGUGUGGUUGGGGGUGUGUUGGGGGUGUGGGGGUUGGUGGGGGUGGGUGGGGGGGGUGGUGGGGGUGGUGGUGUUUGUUUUUUGUGUUGGGUGUGGGUGUUGUGUUUUGGUGGGGUGGUUUGUUUUUUGGGGGGUGGUGGGGGGGGGUGGUGGGGUGGGGGUGGGUGGGGGGUGGGUGGGGGGGGGGUGGGGGUUGGGUGGGGGGGUGGUGGGUGGUGGGGGGGGGUGGGGGGGGGUGGGUGGUGGGGGGGGGGGGGGGGGGGGGGGGUGGGGUGGUGGGGGGGGGGGGGUGGGGGGUGGGGGGGGGUUGGUUGUGGUUGGUGGUGGUGUGGUGGUGUGGUUGGGUGUGGUUGGUUUGGUGGUGUGUGGUUGGUGGUGUUUUUGGUUUGUGGUUUUGUGGUUGGGGGGUGUGGUGUGGGUUGGUGUGUUUUGGUUUGGGGGUGGUGGUGUGGUGGUGGUGGUGGUUUGUUGGUUGGUGUUGUGGUUGUGGUGUUUGUGGUUGGUGGUUUUUGGUGGUUGGUGUUGUGGUUGGGUGUUUUUGGUUGGUGUUUUUGUUGUGGUGUUGUUUGUGUUGGGGGUGUUUUUGUGGUGUGUUUGUGGUUGUGUGGUGGUUGUGUUGGGUUGGUUUGUGGUUGGUUUGUUGUGGUUGGGGGUGGUGUUUGGUGUGGGGUUUGUGGGGUUGUGUUUGGGGGGGGGGGGGGGUGGGUUUUGGGGUGGGGGUGGUUGGUGGGGGGGUUGUGGUGGGGGGGGUGGGGAGGGUUGGGGGGGGAGUGGGGGGUUGGUGUGGUGGGGUGGGUGGGGUGUGGGGGUUUGGUGUGUGGGGGUUGGGUUUUUGGGUUUGUGUGGGGUUUUUUGUUGUUUGUGGGGGUUUUUUGUGGUUUUGUGUGGUGUGGUGUUUUGUGGGUUGGUGUUGGUGGGGUGGGGGGGGUUGGGGGGGGUUUGUGGUGUGUGUGUGGGUAGGGUGAUGGGUGUUGAGGGUGUGUGUGUGGUGUGUGUGUUGGUGUUUAUGGGUGUUGUUGGGGUUUGUGGUGUGGUUGUGUGUGUGGGUGUGUGUGGGUGUGUGUGGGGGUGGUGUGUGUGGGGUGUGUUGGGGUGUGUGUGUGUGUUGUGGUGUGUGUGGUGUGUGUGGGGGGUGUGUGUGGGGGUUGUAGUGAUGUGUGGGUGUUGUGGUUGUGUGUGGUGUGUUGGGGUGUGUGUGGUGUGUGUGGUUGUGUGGUGUUUGUUUUGUGGUGGGGGUUGGGGGUUGGGGUGGUUGUUGUGGGGGGGUGAUAUUGGGUGGGGUGUGGGUGGUGUUGGGGUUUGGUUGUGGGAUGGGGGUUGGGGUGGGGGUGUGGUGGGGGGGGGUGUGGGUGGGGGUGGGGGGGGUUUUGGGGGGGGGGGGGGUUUGGUGGGUGGGGGUUGGGUGUAG